Molecule: messenger RNA, 3607 nt
Organism: Anopheles merus
Lineage: Eukaryota; Metazoa; Arthropoda; Insecta; Diptera; Culicidae
Product: proton-coupled amino acid transporter-like protein pathetic
Exons: 4
Coding region: 546-2030 (494 amino acids)
Biological process (GO): amino acid transmembrane transport
Cellular component (GO): vacuolar membrane
Molecular function (GO): amino acid transmembrane transporter activity
Source: RefSeq, a predicted model, not a curated record
CGGUGCCGGGCCUCUCAUUGUACAGCGAAACUUCGCCGCACGCGGACGCACUCUCUGUCCGCAACACUUGUCCUCGUAAAAAGAAAAACGACGGAUAUCCGCGAACCGCACACCACAAAACAUUAAGCAAUAAAUCCGCCUAUGAUCGGUCUCUCGUGUGGCGUGAAGCGUUACGCAGAUUGUAAUAACGUUUUGUGAAAAAUCGCCGUUCUCCCAUCGCCGACCGUUCCCUUACCGUAACCGUACCGGGAGGAGCCGUACCGAAAAUACGCGCGAAAGCGAGACAGGCGACAAAUUUGUUCAUUAGUUGAAAGAAGAAAGUUAGCAGGCCGUGGCACAAGGUGCAAGUGCGAGUGUCGCUGAAAGGCCACGAUCAUUGUGCGAUCUGUUUUUAGCGCCGUCGGACGGCAGCGAGCGGAUUUGAACAACGGCACAGCACGAACAGCUCACAGUUGUUCAACAUCUCGGCAGAGCAAGACCCUUUGGACGGUUGACUGUUGGACGAUCGACGCACGCACGGUAUUGAACGGACACACGGAUAGGUGAUGGAUAAUUACAAGAAGAAAACACCCGGCCGGGUGCAGCAUCUGGAGUAUACCCAAAUACGUCCUCAGCUCACCGGAGGCAGCAAGUCCGAGCUUACGGGAUACAUCUUCGGUCGCAUGAAGUCCGAGCUGAACGAUGUACCGGCACAGACGGCCGCCGGCUCCACCCUGCCCUUGGUGGACAUGAUCAAGGAUGACGAGGAGGCGGGAACGUACAAUCCGUUCGAGAACCGGAAGCUGACUCACCCGACAACGGACAUGGAAACGCUCGUUCAUCUGCUGAAGGGUUCGCUCGGUUCGGGCAUUCUCGCGAUGCCUUUAGCCUUCGUAAACGCUGGACUGUGGUUCGGAUUGGUCGCUACCGUCGCCAUUGGAGCGAUCUGUACCUACUGCAUACACAUUCUGGUGCGCUGCUCACACAUCCUGUGCCGUCGUGCUCAGCUUCCAUCGCUUGGAUUUGCGGAUGUGGCAGAGGUUGCGUUCCUGGCAGGACCCGAGCAGCUGAAGAAGUACUCACGAUUGGCCCGGUUCAUCAUCAACCUGUUCCUGGUGAUCGAUCUCGUCGGGUGCUGCUGUAUCUACAUCGUGUUCGUGGCGACCAAUCUGAAGCAGGUGGUGGAUCAUUAUACCCACUCGUACUGGGAUGUGCGCAUCUACAUCCUGAUGCUGUUGGCUCCAUUGAUUUUGAUCAACCUGAUCCGUAAGCUGAAGUAUCUGACGCCCUUCUCGUUCAUCGCCAACGUGCUGAUCGGUGCCGGUGUUGGCAUCACGCUGUAUUACAUCGUCACCGACCUGCCAGCACUGUCGGAACGGAAGGCUAUUGCUGAAGUUCAGCAUUUGCCCAUGUUCUUCGGUACCGUCAUCUUCGCGCUGGAAGGUAUCGGUGUAGUGAUGUCGCUGGAAAACAAUAUGAAGAACCCGCAGAACUUUAUCGGCUGUCCGGGCGUGCUGAACACUGGCAUGUCGGUUGUGGUGAUGCUGUACGCUACAGUAGGUUUUCUGGGAUAUUUGAAGUACGGCGAUGAAACUAAGGGCAGCAUCACGUUGAAUCUCCCCGUAGAGGAAGUGCCGGCUCAGAUGGUAAAGUUAAUGAUUGCGAUAGCCAUAUUCCUUACCUACUCGCUGCAGUUCUACGUACCCAUGGAAAUCAUCUGGAAAAACAUCAAGGGAAACUUCAACGAGCACCAGAAUGCUGCUGAGUACACACUUCGCAUUGGUCUUGUGAUUCUUACAGUUAUAAUUGCUGCCGCACUGCCAAACUUGGGCCCGUUCAUCACGCUCAUCGGGGCGGUGUGCCUUAGCACGCUGGGAUUGAUGUUCCCGGCCGUCAUUGAGCUGGUAACGUUCUACGAAAAACCCGGAUUUGGCCGCUUCAACUGGAUCCUGUGGAAGAACGUGUUUCUCAUUCUGUUUGGUGUGGUCGGUUUCGUCACCGGCACCUACGUCAGUAUUAUCGAGUUCUCGGAGCAUCUGGAGGAAGUAUAAGGUGACCGGCAGCUGCCAGCACCUUUAGUCCCUUCGUCGAACUCCUCAGGCGUGGCGGGAUAUUGCAGUGCAGUGCAACACACGUGCUCUCUCGGCUCGAUGCCACCAACUACUGCAUACACUACAGGGUGGGGCAUGGCGAGUUUGGAGAGGGAUGGUGAGGCGCUGCCUGCAGACGUCUUGAGCCCGAGUUUCCGCACUGAAAGUGCACCAUCGGCGUGUGAUCGCGAUGCAUUAGAAGCCGUCGAUCCGUGGCAGCAUGGGUGGCAGCCGAACUGCCGACCGCUCUCUGGUGUGCUUUACCGUCUUCAUCAAUUGUAGGAUCUCGUUGAAUCAAUGACGUCGUCGUUUAAUCACGCUAGUAGGUCCUGUGCUGCGUACGCGUGCGUUGCCUUGUGUUAAGAGUUGAUUUUUCUAUGUGUUUAAUAUGAUCGUCCCUGCAUCUUAUCAAGUUCCUUGCAAUUGUCCAGUUUAGUGUCCUUGCCUACACAUCCUACACGCAUCCCUACAACAUCUAUCCCAAGUGUCCCCUUUGUUGAGUGUGUAAACUCGGUCCGAAUCUGAUUCGGGAUCCAUGUCUGCGAUAGAAUGAAGUAGGGGAAUUAGUCAAGGUGAUGUUACGUUGCUGGGUGCGACACGUGCUGAGUCGAAUAAAAACAUGCCCCAAUCGUAGGUUCAAUUGUUAGGCCAAUUAGCAAAAACACCAUAAAAUUACCCGUAGCCACGUCAUACGUGGGAAGAAAUUAUUCGUUCAAGCUAGCCAUAUACUAUGGGCAGACAUUGUUUAUGUAGAAUUCCUUCAUUAGAGCUGUUUUUAUGAUAAUGUACACACAAACACACAGAACGAAGAAGAGUCAUACUUGUGGCAGGUGAAUCUUCAGCUUUCCAGUGUAAUGUGGCUAGUGUUACACGCACAGGAACUUGUGAUGUUGAAUUAUCGAUUAGACUGUAAGCAAAUGCAUUCCGGCUCAGUUCUGAACUGGUCGGAAGCGAAUAUUUAUCUACUGUUUUAAUCCUACACACCCUAAGGGCGUAUCGCGCGUGAGGGAAUGUUCCUAGUGGACUAGAUGCUCGAAAUGAUCGGAUUGCCAUUAUAAUCCUAGUGCAGUAGCAUGCUACCAAUAACUACCGAUGCUGUUACAGAUGCAGCUCAUUGAAUGGAAUGCUUAAAGUCCAUCUUUUGUUUUAACUUUAACUUCUUCAUCCACCUGACAAAAUAUUUGAAAGAUUGUUGAGAGAGAAAAUUUUACAAUUCUCCUGUUUGUCAUACCCAUGUUCUAUCUUUCCAAAUGUCUGCACAAAACUGUCUUCCAUUGAAAAUGGUAUCACGUGUAUCAAAAAGAAUAUAUCAUCAGCCGAACAACCAUACCACCACUUAAGACAUACCUGGCCGUUCAUCAGCAGGUCGUAUACAUAGUAGAGUGCGUUGAAGCGGUAGUUUUUGCACAUGACUACGUAGCGUAAUAUAAAGUAAAUAAUAUAGCUCUAGACGUAUUAGUAGAUCGUUGUAAGUACCCCGGGCCUCGUGCUUCGUUUAUAUUUUCAGAAUAAUUAUCUCAAUAAAUACAUUUAUCAAC